AUGAAGAUUGAUUCAAUUGUUUCCUCUGGCAAACGGAAUGUUUUCGCAAGCCUUAGUCAGUCCGGCAGUUGCAACCUUUACCGAUUAAAGUCUGCCCGUAUUACAACUCUUUCUCUCCCACUCUUUCACUCUCUCCCGCUCGCAUGCUCUUGCUCGCUAUCGCGAAAACACGCCACCGACCUGGGCCGCCAGAGCAGCCGGACCUUCGAGCUUGGCAGUCCAGCUUUAGCGAAGGGUCAACCAGAGACCAGGUCUUCUCGUGACGCGUGCCCAUGGGAUUUGCUCCUGCCAAAUGUCAAAACGUUGGUAGAAAUGACCGACAGGUUGCAUUUGAACUUGAUCUACUUUUUGCGGAACUAG
Protopolystoma xenopodis is the source of this 360-nucleotide messenger RNA. NCBI's taxonomy places the organism in Eukaryota, Metazoa, Platyhelminthes, Monogenea, Polystomatidea, Polystomatidae. The record is from the annotation of a GenBank genome assembly.